AAGUGCAUCAUGACUCACACCAACCUUACCAUCUUCCAUCCUGCAGUUUUUGUUCUACUGGGCAUCCCUGGGUGGGAGGCUUACCACAUUUGGCUAUCAAUACCCCUCUGCCUCAUGUAUAUCACUGCUGUCCUGGGGAACACCAUCCUGAUAGUGGUCAUCAUCACAGAACAUAAUCUUCAUGAGCCCAUGUACUUCUUCCUCUCUAUGCUGGCCAUCACAGACAUCCUGCUGUCUACCACUACUGUACCCAAAGCUCUAGCCAUCUUUUGGCUCCAUGCCCAUGACAUUGCCUUUGAUGCCUGUGUCACCCAAGUUUUCUUUGUCCAUAUGAUGUUUGUGGGGGAGUCAGCCAUCCUAUUAGCCAUGGCCUUUGACCGCUUUGUGGCCAUCUGUGCCCCCUUGCAUUAUACAACAGUGCUAACAUGGCGUGUUGUGGGAAGGAUUGUUCUGGCCAUUAUCACCCGAAGCUUCUGCAUCAUCUUCCCAGUGAUCUUCUUAUUGAAGCGGCUGCCCUUCUGCCAGACCAACAUCGUCCCCCAUUCCUACUGUGAGCAUAUUGGAGUGGCCCGCUUGGCUUGUGCUGACAUCACCAUUAACAUCUGGUAUGGCUUCUCAGUGCCCAUUGUCAUGGUCAUCUUGGACAUGAUCCUCAUUGCUGUGUCUUACUCACUGAUCCUCCGAGCAGUGUUUCGUUUGCCCUCCCAAGAUGCCCGGCACAAGGCCCUCAGCACUUGCGGCUCCCACCUGUGUGUCCUCCUCAUGUUUUAUGUUCCAUCCUUCUUUACAUUAUUGACCCACCGCUUUGGACGUAACAUUCCUCGACAUGUCCAUAUCCUGCUGGCCAAUCUUUAUGUGGUGGUGCCACCAAUGCUCAACCCCAUCAUCUAUGGUGUGAAGACUAAGCAGAUCCGGGAGGGUGUAGCCCACCGGUUCUUUGACAUCAAGACUUGGUGCUGUGCUUCCCCUCUGGGCUAAUGGCUCCCCAUGAAUUUGCACUCCAAGCUUUAUCAAGGAAACUAGGCAUGAAAUACAGAGACUUUCUGGACUGAGAGGGCUUUUACUUCUCUUCCUCUUUCUCUUCCUUCUUCAUUGUCGUCAUCCCCCUCCAACUUUUAUUUUUUCCUCUUCCGGCUUUUCAUCUUUGCCUCCUUCUCCUGUUUCUUUGUUUGCUUUAUCUUCUUCUCUUCUCAUAUCCUUCCUCCAAAACUCAGAGAUAAUAACUAAGUGUUACAUGCCUCUGAUGUGAACAUUUGGUAUCUUCAGUAGACCAGACGUACUCCAGAAACACAGAGAACUGAACACAACAUGAAGUGGGUUAUAAGCACAUGGAUGAAAAUAAUUUUAUAUUUAACAUCUUGAAG
Molecule: messenger RNA, 1364 nt
Organism: Mirounga angustirostris (Northern elephant seal)
Lineage: Eukaryota; Metazoa; Chordata; Mammalia; Carnivora; Phocidae
Product: olfactory receptor 52B2
Exons: 1
Coding region: 10-978 (322 amino acids)
Biological process (GO): G protein-coupled receptor signaling pathway
Cellular component (GO): plasma membrane
Molecular function (GO): olfactory receptor activity; G protein-coupled receptor activity
Source: RefSeq, a predicted model, not a curated record